This is a messenger RNA of Oryza sativa Japonica Group (Japanese rice), 1757 nucleotides long. Its product is annotated as cytochrome b561 and DOMON domain-containing protein At3g07570. Lineage: Eukaryota; Viridiplantae; Streptophyta; Magnoliopsida; Poales; Poaceae. The record is from RefSeq and is a predicted model, not a curated record.
CGACGACGCGCACAAACCAACUCCUACGCUUAAGCUUAACACGCGCCACUUGCCCCUAUUUAGCCGCGCCAUUUUCCCCUCGCUAGCUGUGUGCGCACCACCACCACCCAACCCCAAGUCCAUCCACGGUUUCGAUCACGCUUGACACCAUGGACCGAAUCAUGAGACAAUGGCGAUCUCUGCUGCUGCUGCUGCUGCUGCUCUGCGUCGUCGGCUCGAGCUCGCUGCUGCUGGUGAGCUCGCAGACGUCGUCGUCGUCGUCGGACUCGUGCACCGCCGCGCUCGCCGUCGGCGACCUCAUCCCCUUCAACACCACCGGCCUCAACUGCUUCCAGGCAUGGAGCUCGCAGGACUUCAUCCUCAGGUUCGGGCAGGACGCGUCGGCGGGGAGCAACGUGUGGAACUUCGUGCUGUCGGCGCCGGACGCCGGCGGGUACAUCUCCGUAGGGUUCUCGCCGAACGGGGGGAUGGUGGGGAGCAGCGCCGUGGCCGGGUGGGUGGCGUCGGGCGGCGUGGGCACGGCGAGGCAGUACUACCUCGGCGGGACGAGCUCCCGGUCGUGCCCGCCGGGGCAGGGGAAGCUGUCGCUGUCGACCGGCGCCGCCGCGCCGACCAUCGUGUCCCAGGGCUCGAGGCUCUACCUCGCCUUCCAGUUCUCCGGCCAGCCGCGCACGGACCUCGUCUACGCCGUCGGCCCCGCCGGCAGCUUGCCCGGGACCAAUGGCUUCCUCGCGCAGCACCAGUACAUGACGAGUGGCACCAUCACCCUGCCCACCGGCACCAGCGGCGGCGGCGGCGGAGGCAGCACAUCUACCGGCGGCGGCGGCGGCGGUGGUGACAGCGACGACGGCAACGAGGGUGGCGGCGGCGAAGGGAAGGGCAAGCACAAGCACUCAGGAGGAGACGGCGACGGCGACGAGGGGAAAGGCGGGAGGCGCACGUCACCGUCCUCGUCGUCCAGCGCGACGGCGAGCGGCGCCGCCGGGGGGCUCAGCUCGAAGCGCCGCCACGGCGUGCUCGCGGUGGUCAGCUGGGGCGCGAUGAUCCCCGCCGGCGUGGCGAUGGCGCGGUUCAUGAAGCGGUUCGAGCCGCUCUGGUUCUACGCGCACGCCGGCGUCCAGGGGCUCGGGUUCGUGGUCGGCGCGGUGGCCAUCGUCGCCGGGUUCAGGCUCGACGGCGAGGACGACGUCGGCGCACACAAGGCGGUCGGCGUCGCCGUCCUCGUCUGCGCGUGCCUGCAGGUGAUGGCCGUGCUGGCGAGGCCGAUCAAGGAGGCGAAGGCGCGCAAGUACUGGAACUGGUACCACCACUACGUCGGCCGCGCCGCCGUCGUCCUCGGCGUCGGCAACGUCUUCUACGGGAUGUCGCUGGCCAAGGAAGGGGACGAGUGGAGCUACGUGUACGGCAUCUUCGUCGGCGUCUGCGCCGUCGCGUACCUCGUCCUCGAGGAGUGGAGGCGCAGGCAUUGAGCCGCCGCCGGCCGGCGAGCCGGCAGCGCCGCCGCCGGCGUGGCGCCGACCGGGUCGAUGUGCAGUUUUGCUUUGCUGCUGGUCGCCGUCGUGCCCGUUAUUGUUUUGUACUAUGUGAUUAGGCACUGACGUGUGUCAUUACUACGCCAUUAGUAGCUCGUUUUCUAGGUAUACGAUUACGAUGAGCGUAUUGUUUUAUGAUGUGUUAUUCAUUUCAUUGGUGUAGUUAUGUAUAUUAUCAUAUUUUACAUGAGAUUUACAUACGGAAUCGCUAGAAUUGUGUCGACA